UAUUUAAACUAAAAGAUCAAGGCACGAUUUAUUUAACUAAAUAUACCCAUGCAUUCAAUGGUCCAAUAUAGUCUACUAUAUUAAGUUACUCUGUAAACAGUACAGAGUAAGUUUUUGAGUAUAUUAAUAUUACUUGUUUAAUGUUCAAUGUAGAUUAUAUACCGAAUAUAUGCUGUGGAAAAGUACAAAAUAACCCUGUCAGCGUUGUUUAAAUGUGAAAAAAUUGUGCCCAGAAACCAAUAUUAAAAGUUUGUUAACGUGUGAUAUAGUGCCGCACCAUGUCCCUAUUUUUGAAGAAAAGGAAAAAAAUUACAGCAGAUCUCGACAAUACUGCUCCAGUGAAAAGGAUAUUGGACGAACUUCCUCAUAAAAACAAAGAAGCUUUCGCCUUUUACUGUAGAAAUCUGCUACAGACAAAAACUGAUGGGUUUCAUUGUUAUAUUCCUGGAUACCCUUUGAAUGGUUUCAGUGAAGAUUGGAAUGGCCAGCUUCUUUCCAGCUAUUUCCAGCCAUUUACAUAUAAGUGUGUGCCUCCAAAAUUCAUAACAGAUAUCCGUCAUGCAGAUAAAACUGAUCCUGUAUCUGAUUACAUGAAAAAAAAGCGAGAUUGGAAGAAAUGUUUAACCACUGCGAGAUCCUCUGCAUUGAUAAGAAGAGCAAAUGAAAAACUAGAAAAGCUCAAUGAAGAUGUUGUUAGGUGUCCAAAAUUUAUAGUCACAAUAGCAAAUUUAUUAGAAAAAGAUCCAGAACCAUACUUCAACUUCAGGUAUAAUUGGUACUAUGCUGGCUCUGGGAACCUGCACCUCAUUAGUUAUGAUGGCAAGGAUUAUAUACUAUCAGCUGAAUUUUCUACUGUAUAUUUAAGAAAAUUCUACAAACAAGGUGUAACUAUUGAAUCAGAACAUGUUGCUAGCUUUGAAUGUGGUGAAGGCAACAAUGUGUUUGAGAUUGCUUGUUCAUCAUGUCAGGACCAUGUUAUAGCUUUUAGAACAAGAAAUAAAAUAUUUAUCUCCAAAAUAACAUCAGAUAAUGACCAGAUUAUUAUUAAGAAAAUAACAGUAUUGGACUCGGAUAUACCCUACACAUCCAUAUCAUUUGAUAAUUUUAACACAAAAGUCUUAAAUGUUUGUCUAAUUGACAAACAUCUGUAUUUAAUUAACACUGAAACUUUGUUGGGAAAAAAAAUUUUAUUAAAAGGCAUUAUUCGUAACUAUGUUGAUAAUUGGAAUACUGUAAUAGCUGGCAAAAAGGCGUACUACCUACAUGUAACAAAGAAGGCAAUCUGUUUAUAUGAUAAAAGGACAAAUCAACUUCUCAAUCCCUACACUAUAGUAAGGAACACAGUGGAUGAGUACAAUUGUAAUGACAUAACCUCUGCAAAACAGUUUGUUAAUAGUGACUAUAUCUAUUUUGGAACAGAUCAUCAUUUAUUCGAAUUGGACUUACGGUAUUACAGGAGUUACAAAAUAGAGCCGGUGCAGCGGUGGACUCAUGGGAUGCAAUUUCCACCAUUAUAUUUGAAUAAAUGCAAUCUAGAUGUGAAUAGAGAUCUGGUCUGUAUGAGCAGCCCGUGGUGUGAGGACAUGUGCGUCGUGCCCAAUUAUAAGAAAAGUGGAUUUGUGUAUAACGCCGAUGGCGGCGUGACCAUACCCUACCGACCUCCGAGCAUCUUGUCGGUACUGCACGAGGCGCGGGAACAAUUGCUCUGUAAUGAACUGUACAAGCCCAUCAAUGCUCGAUUAGUCACCACAAUCAAUGGCACAGCUAUGAACGAACAAGGCGAAAAUUUCGAGAUUCUAAUGCACAGCGCUUUAGGCGAUAUAACCAGACACACGCUCGUCCCUGAUUAUAACUAUCCCUCAGUAGACGAUGACAGCGUUCAAAGGUUGCACGAAUGGUCCAAGUCCUUUGAAUUCAAGAAGAAACCGUUCGAGAUAACGAAAAUAGCGAACUUUGCGAAGGCGUGGAGGAGGUUGCACAGGGUUCCGGAUCACGUCCCAGUGAUAAAGGAUAUGGAAAUGAACUUGUUCGACGAGGAUGAGAUACGUAAAACUUUUGAGAAUGGAGAACUAGAUGUUGAGUUUAAAGAGGCCUGGCUCGGCCGAGAGGCGGAAGAUGCACCCACGUCUAUUACACUUGCUUGUGACGAAUCAAAAGAGUUAUAACUUAUGAGCAAGAAAGUACAUUAAGCUCUGUGAUAUUUAAUUUAAUAGGUAAUAAAAACAGAUUAUA
Zerene cesonia (dogface butterfly) is the source of this 2232-nucleotide messenger RNA. RefSeq lists its product as uncharacterized. The transcript has 4 exons. The record is from RefSeq and is a predicted model, not a curated record. The coding region runs from base 279 to 2165 and encodes 628 amino acids. Lineage: Eukaryota; Metazoa; Arthropoda; Insecta; Lepidoptera; Pieridae.